Perkinsus marinus ATCC 50983 is the source of this 711-nucleotide messenger RNA. RefSeq lists its product as hypothetical. The coding region runs from base 1 to 711 and encodes 236 amino acids. The record is from RefSeq and is a predicted model, not a curated record. The transcript is spliced from 6 exons. NCBI's taxonomy places the organism in Eukaryota, Perkinsozoa, Perkinsida, Perkinsidae.
AUGGCAAUCGUCUAUACCGCAAACAGUCGGUACGCUCUGGGAAGUCCCUCAGCAUCUUCGCUACAGAUUCGAGCGAAGAAGUCCCUGUUGGAGUUCCGGCUCCGAGUGUACUUCUUCUCGAAGGCAUGCUUGGAUGCCACCAAGGGUCGCCGCCCUAUAUCCAGAAUCAACCGGUCCCAGGCGGACCAUGACUGGAGUGCCUAUACGGCCUUCCUCGGGAAGCAAAGGCGACUCUCCAGCGACAGCUUGAACGAACUCAUGCCCUACUAUGUGCUGCCUUAUAUCGACGCGCCGCACACGCACGAGCUGACCCAGCAAAUCUUCACUGAGCAAUGGAGGGCCAACGUACGUGCGGAGCUUCAGAGAACCAUCGCUGACAUACCGCCAGGGAGGAGACGGGUGCCUUUGGUCUACUCGAUUGCGAAGGUGCAACAGGUGGAUCACGGCUUCUCCCCUAACAAUGCCGCGACGAAAGCGGAGAUCUACGGCUAUGCCAUGGGUGAUUCGGCAUCCCUGCAUGGCUCGGCCGCGGACCCUGAGAUGGCAGCUGACCUCUACCGAUUGGCAGAAAUUGGUCUCAGAGCCUUACAGAGUGACCCGAGCUCUGAGUACUUCCACGACCCGAGGAAGGUCAUGGAGGCCCAUCAGCAACUCGAGCGCAUGAGGACGGGAUCAAAAGCGAUGUUGCUUGGUACGAGAGGUCCAUUCUAG